Hypomesus transpacificus is the source of this 1975-nucleotide messenger RNA. It is a transcript of the gene ankhb, whose product is annotated as ANKH inorganic pyrophosphate transport regulator b. The transcript has 12 exons. The coding region runs from base 499 to 1968 and encodes 489 amino acids. Gene Ontology annotation, cellular component: membrane. Gene Ontology annotation, molecular function: phosphate transmembrane transporter activity. Lineage: Eukaryota; Metazoa; Chordata; Actinopteri; Osmeriformes; Osmeridae. Gene Ontology annotation, biological process: phosphate ion transmembrane transport. The record is from RefSeq and is a predicted model, not a curated record.
AAUUUCGGUGGCCAGCUCGUGACGCCCAGAAGAGGUUUUUUUUGUGGUAACCCCACGUGCUCAAGCGGAAGGAUGAGAUGAUUUAAGUAGGUAUACUUAAAUCAGUGCAUUACGGGUUAUCUGCUGCUAAAGGCAUCGCAGAAGAGAAGAAAAAAGCUGUCUCCAAACCGGUCACUUCGAGUUUCCGACAUGUAUGCGUUUCAGUGAGUGGGAUGGGCAGUAAUUCCACAGCACGAUUUUAUGUAUUUAUUUCCUCUCCUGAUGUAUGAACAAUGGAGAGACCGUCAGCAGAAAUUUCUGGAGGCCCUCCUCUCUGUCCCUGCGUUAGAUCAUUGUUUUUGAUGCUGUUGUUGUGUACGAGAGCAGGGAUGGACCCGAUCUUUUUGGAUUUCUGCUAGAAAAUACAGAGAACACCUGGCGGUAACUGCGACUCGCUUAUUCCUCCUCACUCCUAGACCAACAGGCGGCUGAUGCUCGCAGCUCUUUCAUCCUUCCAAUAUGAAGGUCAAAUUCCCUGGAUUAACUCACUACUGGCCUCUUAUCCGAUUCCUAGUUCCUCUCGCCAUCACAAACAUAUCCAUUGACCUAGGAGAACAGGCUCUUAACCGGGGGAUUGCAGCGGUCAAGGAGGAUGCAGUAGAGAUGCUGGCCAGCUAUGGGCUGGCUUAUUCCCUGAUGAAGUUCUUCACAGGGCCAAUGAGUGACUUUAAAAACGUGGGCUUGGUGUUUGUUAACAGCAAACGUGACCGUACCAAAGCAGUCCUGUGCAUGGUUGCAGCAGGGACGAUAGCCAUCAUCUUUCACAUUCUUAUUGCCUACACAGAGCUGGGCUACUACAUCAUCAACAAGCUCCAUCAUGUUGACGACUCGGUGGGUAACAAGACGAGGAGGGCUUUCCUUUACUUGGCAGUAUUCCCUCUGCUCGAUGCCAUGGCUUGGACACAUGCAGGCAUUCUUCUGAAACACAAACACAGUGUUCUUGUUGGCUGUGCUUCCAUAUCUGAUGUUGUUGCACAGAUUGUCUUUGUGACCAUCUUGCUUCACAGUCAUCUGGAAUGUGUAGAGCCUCUAUUGAUCCCCAUCCUUUCCCUCUACAUGGGUGCCCUGGUGCGCUUUACUAUCGUGGGUCUCGGGUACUAUCGCAACAUCCACCACAGAAUACCAGAAUCCAGUGGGCCUGAAGUUGGGGGAGACACCACCAUCAAGAAGAUGCUAAGCUUCUGGUGGCCUCUGGCUCUGAUCCUGGCCAUGCAGAGGAUUAGUAGACCCAUUGUCAACCUCUUUGUGUCCCGUGACCUCAAGGGCAGCUCUGCAGCCACAGAGGCAGUAGCAGUUCUGACCGCAACCUACCCAGUGGGUCACAUGCCAUAUGGUUGGCUGACAGAGCUACGGGCAGUGUAUCCAGCCUUUGACAGGAAUAAUCCCAGUACCAAACUGGCCAACAGCGGUACAACAGUGACUAAGUCCCGCAUCAAGAAAUUCACCGUCUUGUGUUUUGCACUUUCUAUAACGCUUUGCUUUCUGGUGUUCUGGACCCCUCACAUAUCUGAGAGGAUCCUGGUUGACAUCAUUGGUGUGGACCAGGCCUUUGCUGAACUCUGCAUACCCCCGCUGCUCAUCUUUUCCUUCUUCCCAGUGCCAGUAACCAUCCGGGCUCACCUGACUGGCUGGCUGAUGACGUUAAAGAAGACCUUUGUCCUUGCUCCUAGCUCAGUGCUUCGCAUCAUUGUCCUCAUCACAAGCCUCAUUGUAUUACCUUAUAUGGGCGUGCAUGGGGCAAGUUUGGGUGUAGGGUCCCUCCUUGCUGGAUUCCUUGGAGAGUCAAUAAUGGUGGCAAUAGCCUCCUGCUAUGUAUUUCGAAAACAGAAGAAAAAGAAAGACUCGGAGGAAGAGACAGUGGAAGGAGAAGACUCCACCCCCAUGAAUGACUUCCGGCCUUUGAGUCAAAAAGAUGACACUGUGGACUGAGAGAAGA